CUUAAACAUAUGCAGUCAAAACAUACGUAAGUGAGGUAACUGCCAAGUGUAAGAGGUGACAUUUAGUGCUCGAUGGAAGGAUCCAAAUAUUUUGCUGCAUAUCCUGCUGGAUGCGAAAUCUGCUUGACACUAUUUCACAUAUAUUGAAAUCUGCUAUUUGCUCUUAACCAAGGAAUUAAUAGAACCAUUAAUAGCAAAGACUUGGAGAGAUUAAAGGAAGACUUGUUGAGAUACAUAGAGCCUACCAUCCAAUGGUUCAUGCCAGGAAGCUCUUCCCACGGUGGAAGAAAAGACGCAACAAAAUAAUUAUUGUACAAAACUCAUGAAGGAGAACUCUUUCAAAUACAAAUAUAUGUUCUGAAAUUUUCAUUUGAUUUGCUUAAAAAAUAGCUCAUAGACUUCAAGAGAUCGACAUUACAUCUGUGAGUGUCUGAUCGGAUAAAAGGUGACUGAAGACGACAAGAUGGUCAAAACAUUCCAAGCUUACUUACCUACUUGUCAUCGCCGCUAUGCCUGCAUACACUGCAGAGCACAUUUGGCAAACCAUGAUGAUCUCAUAUCUAAGUCAUUUCAAGGAAGCCAGGGCAGGGCUUACCUAUUCAAUUCAGUUGUUAAUGUAGGAUGUGGCCCCGCAGAAGAGCGGGUACUACUAACCGGUCUACACGCUGUCUCCGAUAUAUUUUGUGAAUGCUGUAAAACUACGCUAGGCUGGAAAUAUGAACAUGCGUUUGAGAACAGCCAAAAAUACAAAGAAGGCAAAUAUAUUAUAGAACUGGCUCAUAUGAUAAAAGACAACGGUUGGGAGUGCGAUUGAGGUUAUAAUUACUACAGUCUGACCAAAUUCAAACCAUUUUCAUCCAAGUCUGCAGCAAUUGGUCAACCUGUAUUUUGUAUUAGGACAAGGUAUUAAUCAGUAUUUAAGAUCAUCAUCAUCAUCUUCGGGUGCAACGCUGGUUGGGAAUCAGAGAAAUAUAUAACAUAAAUAAAGAUUUAUUAUCUGAAUUGAUAGAUGAGUCUCACAAAAUAUAUAUAUAUUUCUUUUAUUUUUGUUUCAUAUUAAGUGGGAAAAUAAGAGUUUUUAGGGGGAAAGGCAAAUUGGAGAGGAUGGGAAAAAUUGUUUUUUAGUGAAAAUGUUGUGAAGUUUAUUGCGUAAAGAUUUUUUUGAGCAUUGCCAGCUAAAUAUUCUGUUUUUCAUUCUGUAUAAUUGCAGUAAUAUUCUGAAGCACCUAUGGAAUGCAGUAAUAACAGUGUUUGUUUUCUAAAGUGAAAUGUAGAGACCUAUAUCAAACCAGCUUAUUGUAAUUUGUUUAUGAUAUGAACAAUUUUCUCAUAUCCGAUUGAGAACAAAAAUUCUGUUUACAAACAAAUCCAGACAUGUUGACAAUUUCAAACAUAAACUGUAAAAAACAAAUAUGACGGCAUUAAGCAUAUUUCUCCAUCUUCCAAAAUAACCAAAAAAAUAUCAAAGCCUUUAAAUUUAUUUUCAAAAGCCAGGCAAUUAACUAAUAUGGUCUAAAUAAUAUAUAGGGAUUUGUCUUUAUGUAGCUUUUUAAAAAUACCGAUAAUUUUGUUUUUCAAGUUAUCUCGGUCUUGCACUGCCAAGCCUACCACCAAAUUGACACUAUUAAUAUUAGAGUUACUAGACCUACUAGGCUUGCUCAGACAAACAUAACUCAACUUCAAACUGUCAGUUCUGGAGAGCAUGAAAAAUGCAUGACGGAUUCUGUCAAUAUAUGAACAAUGCAUUUUAAGCUAUAUACGCCUGAUUAUAAGCAACCCAAUUACAUCACCCAUUCAUAUCCGGUGCUUUACAAUAGAAUGAUGGGCUGAACCAAACCUAUACACAAGGUUAAUAAUAACAGGAUUAUCAAUAUUUCAGUAAACAAUAAAUUCUGUGUGGACUUGCUUACAAAAAGAAAUUUUAAAAAUUAAUUUUUUUUUUUUACAAAAAAUAUAAUUAAUAUAAAAAUGCUCAAAAUAUAGCUUAUCUGUGUUGGUGUAUGAAUGUAACAAAAGUUUAAACUUUUGAUUACAACACAAAAUAAUAUCCUACCGUGAAAUUUUGACAAUACAAUAUAAAAAAUAAAUUAUGUUUCCCAUUGAUAUCCAUUUUUCACAUUUUGCCAUGGAAUUACAAGAAAUAACCAAAAAAAUAUCAUAGCUUUUAAAUUUAUUAUCAAAAAUCCACGCAAUUAACUAAUACGCCUAAAUAAUACAUAGUAAAUAAAUAUUCUAUUUGUUUUUAUGCAUCUUAAAUAAAAUAUAAAAACACUGUUAAAUACUGAUUAUUAAUUUUGUUAUAUUUUUAUGCAUAAGUGCUUUCAAAUUUUCUGUGAAAGUCCAAAUAUAUUUUUAAGAAAAAUCACUGUACCAUACUUGUUGUUAGUUUUUUUUUUAUUGGGGGUAAAAGUGGGCUAGAUAGUGCCCCCCCCCCCUCCCUUAUUGAUAGUACAUUCACUACACAUACAUAUAUUAAUAAUUUAUAAUUAGUAUACAUAUAAAUAAUAACAUUUAGUGCAAUUUUUGUAUCUUAUCUUACAAGGUGGAAUAAUAUUCCUUUUGAAAUACUUUGACUUUUUGGAUUGUUUUUUGGAAGUAAACAAGUAAAAUUACUUAAUGAUUAUUUAAAGAAAUCCUGUAAAUGUAUGCCUAAAAAAUUCAGUGAAAAAAAAUCAUUUUUUCUUUUUUGGCAAAGAAAAGCAAAAAAAAAAAAGAACAUUUUCACUACCAUAUUUGAUUAAAAUAUUUAUUUCAGACUUUUUAAGAGAGAUUCUAAUUUCAUGACAUGACUUGUCAUGUCUUCUUACUAACCCUAGGUCACAUGAAUAAUACUGCAAUUAAUUUGUUGUCAUAUUUAUAUUUUCUGGUUGGCCAAUAAGGAGCCAUCUACUGCUUUAUGCAUAUUACCCAUUCAGCUCAAUGCUCAAUUUUUUCUGUGUGUUCAAAGGUCAUUUCUAGUUCCUAAGCAACAGUUCUAGUAGUAAGGUUGCCACGAUUUAUGGUGCCCAAAAUUAAGAAUUAAAAUGGCGGCGUAACUUCUGCUCAUUCCUAAAUUUGGUCGCCUGCAAUACUUGUAAAUGGUUUACCGUGCUAUAAUUUAAAUUUGAAUUUUGAUUUGGUUUUAUAUGAUUCUGAUCCUUUUAAACAAAUUGAUAAUUAGCUUUUUAUUGGGAGUUAAUUAAAAAAAUGCUAUGGUGUUUUUUUAUGACUGGUUUAAUUGCCUUAUACUCUUGAAAUUACCAUAUAGAUGCAAAUCAGUAGCUCAUUAAUAUUCAUUAAGAUGCCUCAACAAUAUGCAUUGAUGAUGGAAAUAAUUAUUUGAGUUACAAGAAAUAAUUUUUUUUUUACCAGUCUAUUAAUCAGCAUGAAAAUGAAUGGUACACAUUUUCAUUGUAAAUCACAAGAAUGCUAUAACAUGUAUGGAAAGGUCAUCUGUUUCUAUAUAAUAUAUAGUUUCCUUAUUUUUAUGGUCAUUUGCACAAAUUAUUUGCAUUCAUCUUCAGAACUUGAUGACUUUCUUACAAAAAAUUGUAAGAGAAAAAUGUGUAAAAUAUAGAUUUAUAUUGUCCAACAAAUCAUUUAGUCAUAAUUGUUUGAUAAUAAAUAUAGAUAAUUUGGGAAAGAAAUAUCAGUUGAUAAGUUGGGAUAUGGUCUUAAAAAUGUGUUGGUGGAAUACAUGCUAUUACAAUGCUUUGUAUGUAUACAAUAUUUGGAAGAACAUGCAAAUGUGUGUGCACAUAUUCUACACACUGUACAGUAAAAUGCACAACUAAGGGCUUACAAUGAAUACAUGGUGAAUCUAUAGUGUGUGCAUUACAUAGAUGCAUGUCAUGCAUGUAAGCCAUUGGAUAACAUGAUGUACGUGUGCCAUGCAUGUAUGUCCUUAUAUACGUGUAAUAUUGAAGAUCACAAUGUGUAUGCAAUUUCCAAUAUAUUUGUGUUUAUAUUCUACAAGUAGAGCAUACAUACUUGAUAAUCAGUGAUGUAUUACACCUAUGGGAUUACCCCGGCCAAAGCCAGGGCCCUGAACAAUAAGGGGUCCUUAUUAUAUUGUUAAGCAUUUACAGUAUUGCCCUUAGUGCAGAAUGUUUAAAAAAAACAAUCAAAAUUGGGGGAAUUUAGCCUAUAGCCCAAUAUGGUCCUACACAAUCCCAGGUAGUAGGGCCUAAAGAGAUUCCUAUGUAUAGAAUAGAGGCCAUGUGUAUUGAUAGGCACGUGUCUACAUAUAGCUGAUGUAUAUUUUUUCAGAACAUGCUUAUAUAAUACCAUUAAUAACAGGUUUACAUAACUAAUAGUAUGUGUUUUGUUUACACAGUCAUCAAUAACAUGCAUAUAAAAGUAUACAUUUGUCUUAUAACAAUACGUACUACUUACUGGUAUGUUUAUUCUUCAAUGAAGACCUGUAGCGAUUUCACUAACAGCCCUGUUGAAAUUACAAGAUUUUUUGGCACUGUAUUGAAAUUUGAUGAAAUCCAGUUUUCAAAGCUUACAAGGAAGAAUGUAGUUUGAGUAACAUGUGAAUAAGAAGGCUAAUCUGGUUAGUUAAGACAUGUUAACUUUGUUAACAGUUGACAGCCUGGUUAAAAAAGUGUUAACUUGGUUAAUAAGAUUAAAACUUGAUUGAUAAUGGAAAUCCUGUUGAGUAGGUUCAUGGAGAUUCCUCCAUGGUAGGAUUGAGUAAUGGAAACAAAGCAAUUGCUAUGAAAUUUAAAGCUUUAGGUAUGUAGAAUUUGUCUAAAUUAUGAAAUUUUAGCUUUAAAUAUUCAGAAAUAUAAGAAGAUGUGUUAGAAUACAAGUAAGAGAAUGUUACUUGAGAUGUUCACAUUUCUGAAAUUGAGUUCUAGAACAAAGUAAAUCUGGGGUUUAAUAUUUGAGAAUUGGGCUGAAGAGGAUGGUAUAGUAUGAAUCCCCUGAACAAUGUUUGAAAUAAUUGUUGUAUGUGGUUGGCAUAAUAAUGUCCAUGGGGGAUAAAAAUGUUCCAGCUUCGUAUUAAAUUUAUUGAACAGAAAAUGCUUGCCCAACCAGAUUUGUCGCUGGAUUUACGAAUGUGAUGAAUGUUGGAUUUCCAUGUGGUCCGUGUUUGAUUUUCCUGCGCGAUCAUUGUUGGAUUUCAAUACGCAUUGUGUGUAAGAUUUGCGUGUACGAAUAACGUUUAUUUCACAAAGUUACCAUAAUACUUGCAACCGUGACAUUAGCUAAACAAGAAACAAAAAGUGCCUAUUAAAAUUUUGUUGCAAUUUUGGAAGUCCAGCUAAAAAGUAAGAAAUACGAUUUGAGGAUAAUUGCGAUGAUGAACAAAGUGAAUGUGCAAAAUUUCGUAUUUCAUCAGAAGCAGUGUAAACUUUUAUUUUAAUCUGACAUUUUGAUAGAAAUAAUUAUGUGUUUGAAACGAAACAAUAAGUGAAUACUGGUACUGAGACUGGUGUGCUGUUAAAGGGGCUGGAGAAAACGCUGGACGUUUAAUUCAGAAACAGAAACUGAAAAAAAAAA
Messenger RNA from Anneissia japonica, 5490 nucleotides. Its product is annotated as protein yippee-like 2. The record is from RefSeq and is a predicted model, not a curated record. NCBI's taxonomy places the organism in Eukaryota, Metazoa, Echinodermata, Crinoidea, Comatulida, Comatulidae. The transcript is spliced from 5 exons. The coding region runs from base 464 to 814 and encodes 116 amino acids.